AUGCGUGGUCUUGCAAAGAGCAUGAAGGAUGCCAACGUGGCUUGCGUUACUGUGGCUGCAAACUGUGUCGAAGUGCUCGCAAAGGGUCUGAAGAAGAGCUUCUCAAGAUACCGCUCUACGAUCAUGUCGCCCAUGCUCGAGCGUCUCAAGGAGAAGAAGCAGACCGUUACCGACGCUCUUGCUGCCGCUUGCGACGCCGUCGUCUCGGCCACUGGUCUGCCUGACAACCUCGAGGAGAUGCUCGAAGCUUUCAAGCACAAGACUCCUCAAGUCAAGCUCGAGUCCGCUCGUGUGCUUGUGCGCUGUUUGAAGAACCUUAGAGAGGUGCCUCCACCUGCUGAGCUCAAGACCAUGUCCGACGCUGCCAAAACUCUGCUGGCGGACUCUCAAGCCCCACCUAGAGAAGCAGCUGCUGAAAUUCUUGGAACCUUGUGGAAAAUCAUGACUGACCGCAACAUGCUUCCUCAUCUCGACGGCAUUGACGAUAUCAAGAAGAACAAGAUCAAGGAGUACUGUGACAACGCAGAGGUCAAGGUCAAGUGGAAGCCCAAGGCUGCUCCCCCUCCCAAGCCUGCCGCAGCUCCCGCAAAGAAGCCCGCUCCCGGAAGACGUCCUGCACCAGGUGUGAAGAAGGCAGCACCUGCGCCAGUCAGACCCGCUACACCGGAAGAGCCUCCAGCUGCUGCACCGCUAGCCGCUCGCCCAACCAGCAGACCCGGAGUCAAGCCUGGCCUCAAAUCUGGACUUGCAGCACCUGGAUCAAAGAUGAGAAAGCCUGGUUUGGCACCACCAGCCGCUUCGCCCAGAAGAGUGCCUUCUGAAGAUGUCGAGAUGCUGGACGACCCACCGACACCUGCUCCUGCGCCACGUUCAGGACUCGCAGCACCCCGUAGUCUUGCCGCCAGGCCACUAGGCAAGCCAACCAACUCAUUCAACCAGAGCACAAACGAGCCCCCUCAAGAAUACGCCCCACCUCCCCAAGCAGCUCCUUCCGUCUUGAGUUUGGCAGAAAGAUCAGAACUUUCGGACCUGCGUUCAGAAGCCGAAUACCUCCGUUCUCAAAAUAGUGAACUGAGAACGGACAAGAUGAGACUCAACAGCCAGAUCCACGAGCUCCAGAAUCAGAACGCACAACUGAUCGAAGAUCACACUCGCGAUGUGUUGGGAAUUAAGGCCAAGGAGACUCAGCUAGUCCGCGCGCGCAGUGAUGCUGAAGCUGCCGAGGAACGUGCAGCUGGUCUCGCCCGUGAAGUAGACAGGCUGAAGCGAGAAGUGGCCCGUUUGGGACGGGUUGAGCGUGACCACAACCAAGACACCCAGAUGCACAACAAUGGCUACUCUGAGAGCAACGGUGCCAACGGCAUGAGACACUACGACACACCCAUGGGCGGUAUGGGUCCGCCUCGACCUCAGUUCGGACGUCCUGGCGGUGGCAUGUCAUACUCAUCAUCUCAAGCACGAGAACCCAGCGGUGAGACACACGAACACGUCGACUCUGCAGCCGGAUUGGAACGCAUCACAAGCCCUGUGAGUGGAUUCAGAAGUUCAAACGCACCAUCCAUGGACCACUCGAGCAGCGGCCGCGCUAGUCCCGCGGUUUCUGGCUUGCAGCGCAGCGCCAGUGGUAGCAGACCGGGAAGCAACAUGGAGCAAAGCUAUGGAGCAGGUCUGGGUCCAGAGUCUGGUGUUCAAAGAUCCUCCAUGUCGAGGACGCAAAGCGGUGAAGGUGCCACUGGUGGUGUAGAGAGUUGGAGACGUGCUGCUGAAGUGACGCAAAACCUGAAGGCCAGAAUUGAGAUGAUGAAGGUGUGUGCAACUCUUCUUACUUUGACCAGAGACAACAUGCUGACUCAAUGA
Molecule: messenger RNA, 1857 nt
Organism: Aureobasidium vineae
Lineage: Eukaryota; Fungi; Ascomycota; Dothideomycetes; Dothideales; Saccotheciaceae
Source: the annotation of a GenBank genome assembly